UGUGCAUCAAUGCAUGAGUUCUUUCUAGAGUGAGAACAAGAGUCUAAAGAGUUAAUUAAAUGGCUGAGCAAAAAAUGGGGUGUGUUCUUGGUGAAACUUUCAACAAAAUGAAGCCAUAUUUGGCUAUGAUUUCUCUUCAAUUUGGGUAUGCAGGAAUGCAUAUUGUUCUCUUGCUCUCUUUCAAGAGAGGUUUUAGUCAUUGGGUUUUCGUUGUUUAUCGUCACGCAGUUGCAACCGUGUUUUUUGCUCCUUUUGCAUACUAUUUUGAGAAGAAAAUAAGGCCCAAGAUGACGAAAUCAAUAUUCUUCAAGAUAAUGCUGCUUGGUUUCUUGGAGCCAGUUUUGGACCAAAACUUGUACGGCGUCGGAAUCCAGUACACGUCAGCAACGUUCGCGGCGGCGACCGUCAAUAUUCUCCCCGCCGUCACCUUCAUUAUGGCUGUUGUUUUCAGGUUGGAAAAGGUGAAUCUGAAAAAAGUCCACAGCUUAGCAAAAGUGAUCGGAACGACGGUGACGGUGAUCGGAGCAAUGCUGAUGACACUGUACAAAGGCCCCGCCAUCAACAUCUUGUUCUUCUCUCACGGCGGCCACCAUGAGGCCGCCAGCACUGCCGCCGAUCAGCACUGGGUCACCGGCACGAUCAUGCUGCUCGGCUGCAUCGUCGGCUGGGCCGCCUUCUUCAUCUUACAAAAUAAUACGUUGAAGGAGUACCCGGCCGAGCUGUCGUUGACGACAUUGAUUUGUCUGAUGGGGACGGUGGAAGGUGGCAUCGUGGCAGCGAUAAUGGAGCGGAGGCCGAGCGCCUGGGCUAUUGGUUUUGAUGCUCGGCUGCUCGCUGCUACAUAUUCAGGACUUGUAUGCUCAGGAAUAGCAUAUUACUUGCAAAGUGUGGUGAAUAAGGCAAAAGGUCCAGUGUUUGUGACAUCAUUUAGCCCCCUAAGCAUGAUCAUCACUGCUUUCUUGUCAGCCAUCAUUCUCGCCGAGACGCUCCAUCUCGGAAGUGUGAUCGGAGCAGUGAUCAUAGUUAGUGGGCUGUACUGCGUGGUGUGGGGCAAAACGAAGGAGGACUCUGCUGCGAAGGACAUUAAAUCGCAACAAUUACCGGUGGUCAUAGACAUGGGUGCUUCAGACAAUAACAUCAAUGGAACUACUCUCAAAACGAAGAUUAAUUCCCUUCAUGAAGAGCCUUGAUGAAGAGAGAUUUGUGUUCAAUUAGUGUUCAAUUAAUGUUCAAUCACUCAUGUGGAAGAUGUGGUUGACUUGAUUUCAAUUGUUCAGUAUGGUGUUUUUCAUGCUGCUUUUGCUUAAUGUAAUUUGGUUUUGUGUCAAUAAACCAAGUUUUGUCCUUAA
Molecule: messenger RNA, 1349 nt
Organism: Salvia hispanica
Lineage: Eukaryota; Viridiplantae; Streptophyta; Magnoliopsida; Lamiales; Lamiaceae
Product: WAT1-related protein At1g44800-like
Cellular component (GO): membrane
Molecular function (GO): transmembrane transporter activity
Source: RefSeq, a predicted model, not a curated record